CGUUAUCGGCGGCGGACACAGCUGGCACCAUGGAUCUGAGAGAUUCUCUGGUUAAGGGAGGCAUGCUGAUCGUCCACCGGGUCCAAGAAGGAAAGCAUCAGUAUGAAGUGAAAAACGUGAUGAAGUACAAAAAAGCGAGUAGUGUGAAAGCGUUUGCCAGGAGAGGAGACAAACUGAUGCAGGUAAACGGCAUAGACCUGCAGCAUCUCACACCUGAGGAGCUGGCAGAAAUGCUAGCGGAGGGUAAUCCAAUGCUGACGGUGCACAAGGCCAACAGGGUGAAAUGGCACCCUGAGGAGUCCUCCCCACCUGAGGACACUUUACAUCCCGUCUCCAAGGAGUCCACAGAGCUCAGUUUCAGCAUGGAGAUGAGGAGGGAGGAAGACUUGGAGGAGGGGCGGGACGGGGAGGGAAGGGAGGAUGCGGUUGUUGAGGAGGAUGUUUGCAAAGCCGAAAAUGAGGAGAAUGGGGAGGGGGGCGGUCUGCUUAUUGUUUCCAUGACGAAAACCAGCAUCUCCGUGGUGAGAGGGAGGGGCUGCAACGAUGGGAGCCCCUGUCAGGGAUGUCACGGGACAGGAUGCACCUUGAAUGAUGUGGUGGUGGUGUCAGAAUCCAGCACGGUGACACUAGUUCCAAGAGGAGGUGGGACUUUCAGACAGGAGAAGCUGUUCAACGCUGCAAUUGAACAUGUGCCCACUCACCAAUACCUCAGAGGUCUCUGUUCCCAAAGGACCCUCUAUGUUUCACCAAAUCCAGAGAAGAUCACCAUCUACUCCUACAAGUCAAACACUGUGGACAGGAUUUUCAGAGGAAUGCCAGUGGUCCUGAACUUGACCGAGUCCAACUGCUUCCUCAGGUGCUGCAAGGAAGGAGAGAAGGUGUUCCUGCAAGUGGAGACAUGCGAAAAGCAGAGGCUGAAGCAGAUCUCCAAGAGCGAUGAGAGCACCCUCUCUUACGUCUUCUACAUGAAGUCUGACCGGUCAAAACAGCGGAAGUUUGAGUCGGCGCUCCAUCUUGGCUGGUUCAUCCAAAUCGUCAACAGGGACUUCGUGGAAAUGGGGACCUUAGACGGGGGGAGGGAAGAGCAAUCGUUCUUCUUCAUUAUUCAGAAGUGAUGGAGAAUCACUUUCCUCAGACCUACUCGCAGUUCUCAGUCAAGUCAGUUUUGAAAUUCUCAUGUGAGUUUUAUUUGGGACUUGAAGAUGAUGUUAAACAAAAGAAAAACAUGAGAGGAGCUCGUUUGUUUGAGCCACCUGGUCCAGUGACAGAAACAGUGUCACUGCGUCAAAUUCUGCUAUUGCAGAAGUGCGUAGAUAUGUAUCAUACAACUAUAUAUACAGUAGUUAAAAAAAUGUUAUGUGUGUGUGUGUGUGUGUGUGUGUGUGUGUGUGUGUGUGUGUGUGGACCAGACUUAGAUAUGUGAUGUCAUUUUUGGUUAUCAGUUUUGUUGUUUAAAGUGACCUUUCAAUCUGAUACAUAAAGAUUGAUACACACAUGCAAGCAUUAAUAUUUUGUGUUCAAGGUGCGACAUUCAUAAAAAAAUCUAAAUUUAUAAGUAUAUAAAACAAGGUGAUGUGAUAAUAACUUUAUUUAUUUAACACUUUCUAAUGUACAGUACAUUAAUAAGAGAUUUUGUGAGUAAAAUUGCAUAUGGUCUAAACUAUAAACACAAGUUCAAUGUAUUAACACAAGAACAAGUUCUUAAUGACUGGUUUGUUGGUAUGAACAAAUGAAUAUUUUCUUUUGCAUUAUUCCAUUUUCUUAUGCAACUGUCUGCCAGAUAUGAAUUAACAACAUUUAAUUAGAUGUUUUAAAACAAGUGGAAGUAUCAAAUAGUGUUAUAAAAAUGUCUGACCAUCAAAGCCUUGCACACAAUAUUAAAUAUUAAAAAGUUAUACAGAAAAACACAAUUGUUGUUCUCUAGAUCUACUAUCCUGAAUUUGAGCAGCAUGACACUUAAUAAUGCUUGAAACUAAUACAAUUAAAUCAAAUUGUCAGGUGUUAUUGAAAUACUCUAUAUAUGUUUUGAUUGUACUCAAAAGUGUACUAUGAUUUCUGUACUUUAACUGUGCUAUGUCUGACUAUUGUGUGCUGAGUGUAUUAAUGAUAUUUAAGUAGCACAACUUAACUUCAGUUAUAAUAAUUGUAUUUAAAUACACUUUUUGAAUUAGACUUACUUGAAAUGGAACUUAA
Chelmon rostratus (copperband butterflyfish) is the source of this 2193-nucleotide messenger RNA. RefSeq lists its product as uncharacterized. Gene Ontology annotation, biological process: macrophage chemotaxis; positive regulation of gene expression; neutrophil activation. Gene Ontology annotation, molecular function: cytokine activity. The record is from RefSeq and is a predicted model, not a curated record. NCBI's taxonomy places the organism in Eukaryota, Metazoa, Chordata, Actinopteri, Chaetodontiformes, Chaetodontidae. The coding region runs from base 30 to 1115 and encodes 361 amino acids. The transcript has 7 exons.